Messenger RNA from Nelumbo nucifera (sacred lotus), 1905 nucleotides. RefSeq names its product rhodanese-like domain-containing protein 4, chloroplastic. The record is from RefSeq and is a predicted model, not a curated record. Lineage: Eukaryota; Viridiplantae; Streptophyta; Magnoliopsida; Proteales; Nelumbonaceae.
UAUCAAGCGCCUUUCUACGUCUGUUGCAGUUGCACUCCCCAUCUUGAAGCUCUAGGCCUUUCGUUCCUUCCUCGGUUCCUGCUUCGAAACGAGUUAAAGAAAGAAAAGAGAAAAUCCAUAGAAUAAAACCCAUUCUCAUGGAAACUGAAGCUUUUCUGUCAAUUUCUUGAGUGUCUAGAUUUCCUUUUCGUGAUCUAUAAUUAUGCCAUGGAGGCCCUCAAUGCGGUAGGCUUGCCCCCAGUUUCAGUUCUUUCUGAUAGAAGAACUGAGCCCAGAAGGAUUUCAUCACUCCCUUCAAUUUCUCCCUUCAAAUUCUCCAAAUCUGCUAGUUCUGUUACCUCACCACCAAAUUUAACCGAUAUCCUGUCGAGGAGUCUUAAUGGGGGUCUAGUGGUUUUGACUUCUGUCCUUUCUGGUGAGCUUGCAAGAGCUCUUACUUAUGAGGAGGCUCUAGAGCAGUCUGUCAGCACUUCCACAUCUAGUAGUGGUCCUGAUGUUGAUGCGGGUGGUCUUGUUGACAGCGUUGUUAGCUUUGCAACAGAGAACCCUGCCAUCAUAGUUGGCGGAGCCACCAUUUUAGCGCUUCCAUUAGUUUUGUCUCAGGUUCUGAAGAAGCCUAAACCAUGGGGUGUUGAGUCUGCAAAGAAUGCUUAUGCAAAAUUAGCCGAUGAUGCUGAUGCUCAAUUGCUUGAUAUUAGAGAAGCGGUGGAGUUUAGGGAAGUGGGUAGCCCAGAUAUUAGGGGGUUGAAGAAGAAGGCUGUGUCCAUUGUAUACAAAGGUGAAGACAAGCCAGGCUUCUUGAAGAGGCUAUCUUUGAAGUUCAAGGAACCAGAAAAUACCACAUUGUUCAUUUUAGACAAGUUUGAUGGGAACUCUGAAUUGGUUGCAGAACUGGUCACUGCAAAUGGUUUCAAAGGUGCUUAUGCUAUAAAAGAUGGUGCAGAGGGUCCUCGAGGAUGGCUGAGUAGUGGUCUACCAUGGAUUCCCCCAAAGAGAGCACUCAGUUUUGAUUUUGGCAAUUUGACAGAUGCUAUAAGUGGUGCAUUUGGGGAAGGUUCUGAUGGUUUGCCUGUUACACUUGGAAUAGCAGCAGCAACUGGCUUAGGUGUAUUGGCAUUUUCAGAGAUAGAAACAAUACUCCAACUUCUGGGUUCAGCUGCACUUGUUCAGUUUGUCAGCAAGAAACUAUUGUUUGCAGAAGACAGAAAGGUAACAUUAAAACAAGUCGACGAGUUCUUGAACACCAAGGUUGCUCCCAAGGAGCUCAUUGAUGAAAUAAAGCAAAUUGGGAAGGCUGUUCUACCAUCACCUAUAGAUAACAAGGCUCUACCGGCACCUGUGGAAAGAGCACCCGAUACUGUGAAGAAGGCUGAAGCUGUUCCAGAGUUGAAUACUGAGCCAACAUUAGAAAAAACUGCAGAACCUAGUUCCGAGGUCAAUUCAGUACCCCAAACAGAUGUUAAAGCAGAAUCAGUUCCAGGACUGUCAAGAUCACUCUCGCCAUACCCAUAUUAUCCAGAUUUCAAGCCCCCAACCUCUCCUUCCCCCUCUCCACCCUAAAAUUUUGUUGCAGCGUGAGAUCCAGGUGUAUGUUUCUGCAACGGACAAAUGGUCUGACCCGGAAAUACCAGAAGCUACUCGGCAAUUGAUGUAGUUAAAUUUUUGUAUUAUAGAAAGGUGUAAGCUUUAAAUGGCACUUUGAAACUGAAGAAAAAAAUAUAUAUGCACAAAAUUAUUCGUUGCUGUCUAUAUUUUCCUGCUGUUGCUGAGUCAUGCAUCAAUUUCACUGUAACUAAAUGUAACGUCUUGUUUGGUUUGGUGUGGUUCUUGUCACAGAUCUGUUGGUUGUAUUAUGCUAUUAGCUUUAGCUAUAUGCAAUUACACAUUUCAUUGUAUUUUUAUCUA